Spodoptera litura is the source of this 504-nucleotide messenger RNA. Lineage: Eukaryota; Metazoa; Arthropoda; Insecta; Lepidoptera; Noctuidae. The record is from RefSeq and is a predicted model, not a curated record.
AUGAAAGUGUGCGCUUGUGUUCUACUGUUCACGAUAUUCGCUCUCAUCAAAACGAGCUCUCAAGAUACUAACAAAGACAUAAAAGUAAAAAAAGCAAUCGAAGGCAAACCCCAUACCAAGGAAGAAAGAACACUUAACAUUGCCAAAGACCUUCUAGCAAAGACUAAAACACUAGGUAAGGUACCUAAGUUCCAGGUCACAACACCAAGAGUAGUAACCUUCACUGGAUUCAUACUACAAGCGAUUAAUAUUAUCAAUACUUAUGAAGAUACCACCUUCGGAGACUUCAUCGACAUUUUGAACGAAGAAGUUAAAAACUAUCACUAUAGAGGAUGUAAAUUCUCUGAGCUAACCAAACACCAUGACACGAGAAGGAUGUUGCAAACUAAAUUGAACUUGAUCAGUGGUAAACCGGUCUCUGAAACGAAAGCUAAUAUAAAUGCUGUAGCUGAUAUACUUAGAGACGAGAGAUAUGACAAGAAAGUCAAAGAUUUCAAACUGUAG